AUGAUUUCUUCAGAUUCUAAUCGUCGUCAUCAUGCAAAUCAGAUGUAUAAAUCAGAUGCAUCAUUAAAUACUUCAAUAUAUUCGGAUAGUAAUUAUAAUAGUUUAAACUAUCGAUUUUGGAAUAUACUCAACUGGAAAGGAACUGGUACUGAUGAAAAUUCAGUGGAUAAUGGGGAUGAAUUUGGUUCGACUCAAUCAUAA
Adineta steineri is the source of this 201-nucleotide messenger RNA. Lineage: Eukaryota; Metazoa; Rotifera; Eurotatoria; Adinetida; Adinetidae. The record is from the annotation of a GenBank genome assembly.